CGGCGCUGGUGCGGCCAGAUCGAUCCUAAGAUGGCGACUGUGGAACCGGAAACCACUCCCAAUCCUCAGCCUUCAGAAGAGGAGAAAACCGAGCCAGCACCUACAGCACCUAGUCAGGAGGUUGCCAGCCCUGAACAGUAUAUUAAGCAUCCACUACAAAACAGAUGGGCACUCUGGUUUUUUAAAAAUGACAAGAGCAAAACUUGGCAAGCAAAUCUUCGUCUGAUCUCAAAGUUUGAUACUGUUGAAGAUUUCUGGGCUUUAUACAACCAUAUCCAGCUCUCUAGUAAUUUAAUGCCUGGUUGUGACUACUCGCUCUUUAAGGAUGGUAUUGAACCCAUGUGGGAAGAUGAGAAAAAUAAGCGAGGAGGACGGUGGCUAAUUACACUAAAUAAGCAGCAGAGAAGAAGUGACCUUGAUCGCUUCUGGCUAGAGACACUGCUGUGCCUUAUUGGGGAGUCGUUUGAUGACUACAGCGAUGAUGUAUGUGGUGCUGUUGUUAAUGUUAGAACUAAGGGUGAUAAAAUAGCAAUAUGGACAACUGAAUGUGAAAACAGGGAUGCUGUUACGCAUAUAGGGAGAGUAUACAAGGAAAGAUUAGGACUUCCUCCAAAGAUAGUGAUUGGUUAUCAGUCCCAUGCAGACACAGCUACUAAGAGCGGCUCCACCACUAAAAAUAGGUUUGUUGUUUAAGAAGACACCUUCUGAGUAUUCUUUCAUAGGAGACUGCGUCAAGCAAUCGAGAUUUGGGAGCUGAACCAAAGCCUCUUCAAAAGCAGAGUGGACUACAUUUAAAUUUGAUUUCCAUCUAAAUGUUGCUAARAUGUGUGAGAAGUCUCAUUUGCCUUUGUCUUGUACUUCUGUGUUCGAUUUUUUUUUUUUUUUUCCCCCCCCCCUCUAUUUUGGCUGAAGUAACCGUUACCAAUCAAUUCCAGUACACUUCACCUCCCCUUUUCCCCCAAAUCCAUUAAAGGUUUUCCCUGGCCCACUCUGUAAUAGCUUGGUAGAAACGUUACUAUUACAAGAAAAAAAAACCCAAAAAAAGCAGUUGUUUAUCCACAGUAUUCAGAAAAGAAGUUGCAUUUCUGUACCUGCAGGAAAUUACUCUGUUUUACAUUUGCAUUGUAUGCAGUAACAUUUUGCCGGUUUGGAAAGAGUAUGGUGCAUACAGUUUUCUAGCAAUUUUUUUAUACAGCAUCAUCUUUGCUGUAACCUUAUGCUGAUGGCUGCUAGAUUAAUUUAUUUGUUUUCCCUAUUUGAUAACAUUAGUGAUAUUUUGAUUUCAGUUGUUUUUGCUCAUGUAACAUUGGUGAAGAAUCUGGGAAUAUGACAAAGGUGGAAUAAACAUUAAUUUUGUGCAUUCUUUGGUAAUUUUUUUGUUUUUUUGUAACAUCAAAGCUUUGCUACAAAUUUAUGCAUUUCAGUCAAAUCAGUGAUCUGUUUGUGUGAUUUCCUAAACAUAAUUGUGGAUUUUUUUUAAAUGUAACACCAUAAUUUACAUUCCUUACUAGAAAUAGUAUGUCUGUUUUUGUAUCUUAUGCUGUAUUUUAACACUUUGUAUUCCUUAGGUUAUUUUGCUUUGGUUAAAAUGGCUCAAGUAGAAAAGCGGUCCCAUUCAUAUUAAGACAGUGUACAAAACUGUAAAUAAAAUGUGUACAGUGAAUUGUCUUUUAGACAACUAGAUUUGUCCUUUUAUUUCUCCAUCCAUACAGCAAGUAUUUGUACUUAUUGUGACGAGGCAGUCUCUGCUAUGGCUUCUUCUAAUGUAGUGUGUCUUCCAAGAAAGAUCAAGUCUGGAGCUAUAGUUUACUAUGUUUAUUAAAACUUUUAAUAAACCUGUUAGAUAGCACUCUUAAUCAAAGUGAAAUGAUCUUGAUGUGGCUACUGUUUUUUUCUUAGUAGCUGGUCUGACUGAUUAUGCUGUGUGCUUUUUCUCUUGAUUUUGUGCACAUUGACAGAAAUUCAAAAGUACAUGGAAAGCUCUCUGGUUUCAUGUGGGAAAUGAAGUACAAGUGUUCAAGUGAGUGAUUUUCUUUUAAAAUACAAUUGCUGUUUGAAGUACAAGUCAACAGAGCUAGACACRUGGCCACAGAACAAAUGAGUGUCGAGAUUUAGGUGGUUUGCUGUUAGGUCUCUCCUGUAAUGUGAGGAAGCUUUCUCAUGGGCCUGAAAACUGCUGUGGCAGUUGUGGAUAUGUUUGGUUUGCUGGUUUGGAGAAAAUUUUGGAGGAGGACAGGGAAUUGGCCUUCUGGUUUGGAGUGCAGUGUAAGAUGAUGUGUUCCAUUCCACUCUAAAAGUAGAGCGAAAGGCAAAUUAUUGGUAAUCUUGUCAUCUUCCAUCUAUAAGGUCCUUUAGGGUGUUGCCAGGGUUAUUCAGCUAAUCUUCAGUCAAACGAAGGCAGAUAUUCAUACUCUAUUUUGAUCCUUAAAUGUUAGCACCUUCAAGGAAGCUUAGUCUCUGAUGAUGUAGCUGCAGCUGAAUCGGGCUUUUAAAUCUGCCUCUGAGGGACUUGAGUGUUUGUGUGCUGAGCUGGAUUCAAACACUUCCUUGCAUGUUUUGUAAGAAAUGUAUGUCUUAAAAAGGCAUAUUUUGUUUACAGUAAAGUGGUGUUGUAUUCACUUCCCAAUCGUCCUUCUAUCCAUGAAGCACUUAGUAGACAUACAACUACACUGUGUUCUCUGUGCCUGUUGUUGGUGUUGGAGGUGUUGCCUCGGUGUUGGAGGUGGGGCCGUUUGUUCUGGUGUCUGUUGAUGCAGGUGCCGCUGGCUGCCUGUCCCCCUUCUGCAGUGCACGAGCGGGCUCUGGUUGUCUCUGUUGAACAGCAAGGAAUUCCUGCCUACUAUUUCCCAGCUUACGAUUAAAGUAAACUCCUCAAGCUCCCGUUUGCUGAACUGCUGCUGUUCACUGUCAUCAAUCUCAAGUUGAGCAAUGAUUUUAAUGGCUUUGCUGUUUCCUAGCAGGCUAGCGUGCGUGUGUGCGUACCCUAAAUCAGUAACGUCUGUGCUUGUGAAAGUAAAGAUGGAUCUGUCUCCUGAGUGGUAACACGAGAUUGUCUAGGUGUGUGUGAUUUGGGAGCAGUGGAGCAAGGCUCCCUAAAAUCAGCACAACCAAAUUGAGAAGUCUGUGUAAUGCAACCCUUUAUAAACAGCUUGGAGAUUAAUUGAUGUGCUGUUGGGAGAAGCGGGGUUAGUAUUUGAUUUCACUGAGAGACUGAAUAGAGCAUC
Molecule: messenger RNA, 3224 nt
Organism: Nothoprocta perdicaria
Lineage: Eukaryota; Metazoa; Chordata; Aves; Tinamiformes; Tinamidae
Gene: EIF4E
Product: eukaryotic translation initiation factor 4E
Exons: 7
Coding region: 31-693 (220 amino acids)
Biological process (GO): translational initiation
Cellular component (GO): eukaryotic translation initiation factor 4F complex; cytoplasm
Molecular function (GO): RNA 7-methylguanosine cap binding; translation initiation factor activity
Source: RefSeq, a predicted model, not a curated record